Molecule: messenger RNA, 695 nt
Organism: Amorphotheca resinae ATCC 22711
Lineage: Eukaryota; Fungi; Ascomycota; Leotiomycetes; Helotiales; Amorphothecaceae
Exons: 1
Coding region: 132-614 (160 amino acids)
Source: RefSeq, a predicted model, not a curated record
UUGGGGGCAUUGGCAAGAGAGAGGGCCAGCUGGUCCUCGCUAGUUGUCAGGGUCUUCAGAAAGGUCUUGUUUACAUUUUUUCCGUCCUACCAAGAUGUGUUUGUAAACACCGGCUAGGGGCCGAGAUUCCAAUGUCCAACAGUAACUAUGCUUUGCAUCAUCAGGGAAUAAUUAGAUCUCUCUGUCUUUGCCUCACCAAUCCCAGCCCUCUCCAGAGAAAACGCCUGUUCCAUCGCUCUGCCCACUUCAUAGCCCGAUCCAAGUCAAGGGGCGUCAGCGAUGCGCUAUUUUCGUGUUUCUGGAUCGAAUGCUCGCCUCAAACCGCACCUCCUAUCAUGCUCCUUACUUCGUACUCGGUAGAUGUGACAAAGCCUGCAUGUUUUGCAUAUCCUUUUCGCAAAUGUAGUGUAAUAUUGCCCUCAAUAAAGAGGAGGUCGCGGCCACCAGCUCGAUCGAUAGGAGGCCGAGAAAGAGGCCCAGGAAGAUCCCAUGGCCAGAAUUGCCGUUUGCCGUUAUUCCAUACGCCGGCUGCCAAUCUGGGGCCGGAACGUUUCUGGAGCCGGCUUUCCAAUGCUGGCCCAGGACGGGGUUCUUGCAUAUAUGACAGAAGUUGAAAUAUGACAAGAAGGCUGCGGAUUCUCGGUCUAGGUGCAUUGCAGCUCAAGCCUUAAGAUCCGGGACGCAAAGGCAAAAGA